CUCCCAGCCUCAAGUGAUCCUCCUACCUCAACUUCCCAAAAUGUUAGAAUCACAGUCAUGAGCCACUGCACCCAGUACAAGCUGCUAGUUUUGAGUGCAGCCCGGAAAAGCAGAUUACAACGGGUCCACACUGCCUUGCAAUCUACUUUGUCCCCUGAGCCCUGUGAUCUAGCAGAUCUAAUGGUGCUUGAAGUGGCAGAUAGGGAUGCUGUUUGGAGGCUUUGGUAAGCCCUUAUACAUGAAUCAUAGUACAGAUUCUUAGGAUUUUGAAACAAAGUCCUGCCGUCCUCUGCAGAUAACUAUUUUCCUAGAGAAACAGCUUUUGGCUUGCUACUGAACCUUAAUAGAGGAUUGAACACCUAACUAUGAGCCACCAAUUUACCAUGUGACCCGAACUGCCCCUCAUGAACUGGGUGUUGUCUGACCCACCAAUCCAUAAAUUUGAGCAUAUACAACCGUACUCCAUUACCAAAUAGAAAUGGCAUGUGUAAGAUCAGACUUGAGCAGGCCCUGCAGACAUAAGUUGCAUAAGGAAAUGAUCAAAUGUCUACGGCUCCUCUUCCUGCUACAUUACCUUCUCAGCUUUCCUCUCCCAGCCCACGCCUAGGGUGUUGGCUAGUUGGUCAUGGAAUCCCUACAAAGGAAAUAGGUGGGCAGUCUACUCUAUUCCUACUUGAUCUGUAGAAGAGGUCUAGGUCAAGUGAACAGAGUGUAUCUCAAAUCACCAAAACAGAGUCGUGGCCUCUCCAUCAAUUCCCAGACUUGGGCCUGUUUGUAGACCCAGAAUCCCUUGAAUGAAGUAGAGUCCAGGUCCCCUUCGGUUAGGACCCUGCUACACUACUGAACUUUUACACUGCUGUUCCUUCUCACGGUUUUCCCCAAAGGGACUGCUCUGGUUUGAAUGUCCCCUCCAAAACUCAUGUUGAAACUUAAUCCCCAAUAUGGCAGUAUUGAGAAGGGGGCCCUUUAAGAGAAGAUGAGGUCAUGAGAGCUCAUGAAUGGAUUAAUUCAUUCAUGGAUUAAUGGAUUCUUAGGUUAACAGAGUCAUGGGUUAUAUUAGGAGUGGAACUGGUGGCUUUAUAAGAAGGGGAAGAGAGACCUAAGCUAGCAUGUUAGUGUGCUCAGCCCUCUUGCCCUGUGAUUUUCUGUACCACCUCAGGACUCUGCAGAGAAUUCCUACCAGAAAGGAAGCCCUCAGCAGACGUCAGGUCAUGUGCCUGGACUUCCCAGCCUCCAGAAUAAGAUGGUGGCCUCACUAUGACGCCGAAGAUGGAGUACAGUGGCUAUUCACAGAUGAAAUCCUAGUGCCCUACAUCUAUAUCAUAAAGAAGCUGCAUGCGAGGCCUGAGCAGAACUCCUGUCCUGUCACACAGCGGACAUUGCUCAACAGGCAAGAGAAUGUGCCAAGGAAGAAGCUGGGUGAGGCCUGGAGCAGACAAGCAAACAUCCAGGCACUCUGUUCUUACCCUUCCCCCUGCCUUCUCUACUUGGAGAAUCAUCACCUGGUCUUAAAAGCCAGGCCCAUGAAGCCAUGUCUUCUUGUGAACACUUCCCCUGUCUGGCCUCCGCCUCCUCCUGGCCUCUCCUCCUGGGCACUGCGCUUUCCCUACAGGGCUGAGAUGCCCUUGCAGACAAGGGCUGGGAGUUAUUCCCACGGUCCCCUGGCCCCAGCAGGGUGCCUUGGACAUAGUAACCCAUCAGAAACUGUCAGUCCAAUGAACAUAAGGGAAAGGAAGAUGAGAGGAGUGAAGGCAGAGGGACAGAGAAGUCAAAGGGUAAAGCAGUAACCAUGUUUGGGGGAUGGCCAGUGAAAUGUGAUUUAAUGCCAACCCCAUGAGUAAAUGGGAUCUUUACUCUGACCCAUGGGACAGCCGGUCCAGGUACUCACCCAGUCACCCUCUACCUGUGGAUCACAGAUACUGAGAGAAACGUGAGAACAGCGUGCAUGAUUUUACCAGGAAUCUUUUAUUAUCAUUGUUGAUCCUUAUUACGCCCCUGUGAGAUAACUAGGGUAGCUAUUUAUAAUCCCAUUUUGCAGCUGAGGAGACUAAAGCUCCAAAAGGGCCAGGUGCAAUGGCUCACGCCUGUAAUCCCAACACUUUGGGAGGCCAAGGCAGGAGGAGCC
Messenger RNA from Cercocebus atys (sooty mangabey), 2125 nucleotides. RefSeq lists its product as uncharacterized. NCBI's taxonomy places the organism in Eukaryota, Metazoa, Chordata, Mammalia, Primates, Cercopithecidae. The coding region runs from base 1110 to 1787 and encodes 225 amino acids. The record is from RefSeq and is a predicted model, not a curated record. The transcript has 3 exons.